GUUCAUGCGUCCCACGCUGGAUAAGGUGAAGCUGACUGGUGACUUUGUAGCACUUGUGCCUGCGGACAGAGCAUCUACGGGGUGUCGGACAGGGCAAGAGGGCACAAGCAGGAGGAGGGAGGCGGACAUGCGGCACUGAUAUCUGGUCUCGACCAUGGAGAGAAGGGAGUUGUGUGCCUCGCUGCUGGCUGGCGGUGCUGCGGGAAUGUCCGUGGAUCUCAUUUUAUUUCCCCUUGACACCAUCAAAACCAGGCUGCAGAGCCCACUCGGAUUUUCCAAAUCUGGCGGAUUUCGCGGUAUAUACGCCGGAGUCCCUUCAACCGCUGUAGGAUCAUUUCCAAAUGCUGCCGCUUUCUUCGUCACGUAUGAAUCUGCCAAACGAUUCCUUGGCUCUGACUCCUCUUACCUGUCCCCCAUCAUUCACAUGGCGGCUGCCUCCCUAGGGGAACUGGUGGCCUGUCUUAUUCGCGUCCCCUCUGAAGUCAUAAAGCAAAGGGCACAAGUGAGUCCGUCCUCCACUACGUAUCAGAUGUUAUCCGUCACGCUACGGGAAGAGAUUCCUUUCUCUUUGGUGCAGUUUCCACUGUGGGAGUUUUUAAAGAAUCUGUGGUCGUGGAAGCAAGGCCGCGCGGUUGAUUGUUGGCAGUCGGCAGUGUGCGGAGCUUUUGCAGGUGGCUUUGCAGCUGCGGUCACUACACCUCUGGACGUAGCGAAAACACGAAUAAUGUUGGCAAAGGCUGGUUCUGGUGUGGCCAAUGGAAAUGUUCUGUUUGCUCUACAUGAGAUUUGGAGAACGCAAGGAAUAAUGGGGUUAUUUGCUGGAGUUAUCCCCAGAAUGACAAUGAUCAGCCUCGGUGGAUUCAUUUUCCUCGGAGCCUACGACAAAGUGCGGAGCUCGUUGCUAUGACAACAGUGAAAGAAAUUCCACGAACACUUGGCGACUAUCUUGGCGUCUGUGGCCCACAAAGACUUACUCUACUGAUUGUAUUCACUGUAAUAUUAUAACACAAUAUGAUUUUAUAAUAGGAAAUUUAAGUAUCUGCCGCACAGUGGGUGCACUGUCUGCCAUGACUUCGAGCAUUUGUACAACAAUGUUGACUUUCUGAAACACCCCCCCCCCCCCCCCGAAAAAAAAAGUUGGGAGACAAUUUAUUUUCUACAUUUUUUAUUUUUUUAACUAGAAUCCACAAGAUGUCGAGCUGUUACAACAAACGUUUAGUAAAGACACAAUCAAUGGCAUUUGUUAGAAACGUCCGUAUUUUGCAGGGUUUUAUUUCCCUCCUCCCAAUGUACAACAUUGUCUCACUGUGUAUUAAUAAAUAACUUUGUACACAAAAA
Molecule: messenger RNA, 1338 nt
Organism: Xenopus laevis (African clawed frog)
Lineage: Eukaryota; Metazoa; Chordata; Amphibia; Anura; Pipidae
Gene: slc25a26.L
Product: solute carrier family 25 (S-adenosylmethionine carrier), member 26 L homeolog
Exons: 9
Coding region: 155-907 (250 amino acids)
Biological process (GO): amino acid transmembrane transport; carboxylic acid transmembrane transport; purine nucleoside transmembrane transport
Cellular component (GO): mitochondrial inner membrane; mitochondrion
Source: RefSeq, a predicted model, not a curated record